Messenger RNA from Funneliformis mosseae, 435 nucleotides. The record is from the annotation of a GenBank genome assembly. NCBI's taxonomy places the organism in Eukaryota, Fungi, Glomeromycota, Glomeromycetes, Glomerales, Glomeraceae.
AUCAAACAGAUCUUGUAAUUGGAUUUACAAUUCAAGCAGGUAUUGAUAAGUUAGAUGUUAUAGCAAAGAUGCGUCUAAAAAAAGAUUUGAUUAUAUUUGAUAAUCCAAGUAAUCAAACAAAUUAUAGUACAUAUAAAAAUCCAAUGGCAGGUGUGGAAUUUUUAUAUACUAUUGCAACAGUAAUUAAAGAAUCAGUUUUAAAUGAGAGUUUAUUAAUUGACGAAAGUAAUACUAUUAUACAUGAUAAAACAUGUGCAAUAGUUAGCAAAUACAUGGCGGAAAAUAUUCCUAUAUUUCAUUAUUUAGGAUUAAUUGAGUUAUUAAAUAUAGAUGCCAAUGCUAUUAUGAAAAUUUUAGAAAAUUUUUUUGUCACAAAAAUGCUAAAUACAGAUGAUUUAAUGCAUUUUAGUAGUGAUAGUGCUAGUGUAAUGUUAG